AUGAUAAAUAAUGCGAAAGACUUAAUUCCGCCACCCUCCGAAGGCGAAAUUGUUAAAUGCUUAUCCAGGAAUUUUACAAAAGAAAUUCAAACUGCAUUAAUAAUGACAAAUACUAAUACUAAAGAGGACCUAACCAAGUUUUCAGACGCAUUGGACCAAGCACGGCUGGUAAAUUUUUCCGAGCAUUAUUCUCCACGUCCGAACUCAGCAUAUAAUCAAAAUCGUUAUAAUGCACACCAAAAUUUUCAUCAACAUGAUAGAAAUAAUUUCAGAAGCAAUGAUAAAUAUUCAAAUCAGGAUUAUUCGGGAAAAUAUCAAGAUAAAGACAAGUGCGAGUAUGAUCAGCGAAAAUUAAAUUUUGAAAAUUACGAACCUAGAUAUGAAAAUAAUCAUUUAUAUAAAAAUCGCGAUUAUGAUGGUCAAGAUAAUUUAAAAAUCGAAAUAAAAACUAUAAUAAUCAGGGACGAUAUUAGGACAGAAACCGAGGUUUUGAAAACAGAGAGAACUGUGGUGCUUAUAACAAACAUGGAUCGUGAACAUCAGGGUUAUGAGUAUGAAAAUCGUCACCAUUGGACUAUUAAUAAUCGAGAUUCAGAUUAUGAUGCUUUUGCUAAUGAACCUCGAAAUGGUCAACACAAUCAGAGUCAGGGGUCUAACGGUUCUAACUACGCAAAUACAAACAUUUCCUAUAAUAAUUCUAAUGGCAAGAGAAAAAAUUCAAACGGUACUGUCCAAAACGGAAUAUAUAGGCGAGAAAAUAAUGGAUAUUCAAACCUAGGCUCUCGAAAUAGGCAAAAUGAUUUACAAAGUGACCAAAGAAAUAGUCACAAGGACUCGGGAAAUGGCCGAGCCUCGAUUUGA
Belonocnema kinseyi is the source of this 861-nucleotide messenger RNA. Its product is annotated as GATA zinc finger domain-containing protein 14-like. Bases 1 to 861 code for a protein of 286 amino acids. NCBI's taxonomy places the organism in Eukaryota, Metazoa, Arthropoda, Insecta, Hymenoptera, Cynipidae. The transcript has a single exon. The record is from RefSeq and is a predicted model, not a curated record.